This is a messenger RNA of Knipowitschia caucasica, 270 nucleotides long. The record is from the annotation of a GenBank genome assembly. NCBI's taxonomy places the organism in Eukaryota, Metazoa, Chordata, Actinopteri, Gobiiformes, Gobiidae.
AUGAAAACAGAGAGCGGAGGAGUCCCACGCUGCCACUGGGGGCUCUUCCACUGGGGGCUCUUCCACUCAGUCAUGGGGUCAGUGCAGACACAAAGGCCCAAAGCUCCACAGAGACCGAGGCUGGAGAGUCGUGUUUCAGCCUCUGCCAUGACGCCCAGAGCAGGAGCUGACGGAUCACCAUCUGCAGACGCAUUCUUCAUGUUCGGGCUGCGGGCUCAUGACACUCAGACACAAACUCACGCACAUCUGCCCAUAGUAGGCCGACUGUAG